GAUGUUUGUGCAACUGCCAUAGGCUGUUCAAAGAGGAUGCAUGCCUCCCGUGGCGUCGUGUCUCGCUUGUAACAUGUAGCUGGAGGGACGGCGGAGAGUGCGCAGCUGUUUCUCGGCCACUGAAGCCCCAGCAGACGCGUCCGCAGAGCGCAUUGUGCCGCCAGCAACCUUUUCCCCACCUUGAACUUUCCUGCUCCGGAGCGUGAUGCGGGAGCGCAGCCUCCUGAGCUGUCCGCGGUGCUGAACGCUUUCCCUCCACCUGCACCGGGUCUCCGCGAGUUGACCUUCCCUUCCACCGAGCCGGGGAAAUCAGCCUCCUGCACCAUCACGCAGCGAGGUGCCAGAAAGCAGGCCACCCCGCACAUGGACAGCUGCUGGGCUUGACUGAGUCAGCCACGUCCGCCGAGUCUCUUUCAUGGCUGUGGCACGCAAAAUCAAAACUUUGCUGACCGUCAACAUCCUGGUGUUCGUGGGGAUUAUCCUGUUCUCGGUGUACUGCAGGAUCCAGGACCGAUCCGACGAGCUCAUCCAGCUGGGGCGCAUCUCUGACCAGAGGCUGCGAGCCAGGAGUGGCAAAGUUUCCAACUUGGUGGACAGGCAGUCUAUUCUGCAGAGGCUGGAGAGGCUGGAGGAUGUGGUCUACAACCAGUUAAACGGUUUGGCAAAGCCCAUGGGGCUGGUGGAGGGGCCCGGGGGCCUCGGCCAGGGGGGAGCUGCCGCCACUCUGGGAGAGGACAGCCACGACGCAGAGGGGAAGUACGAGGAGUACGGCUACAACGCUCAGCUCAGUGACCGCAUCUCCCUGGACAGAAGCAUCCCAGACUACAGGCCUAAAAAGUGCAAGCAGCUGACAUACGCAGAGGACCUUCCUCAGAUCUCUGUAGUCUUCAUCUUCGUGAACGAGGCGCUGUCGGUGAUCCUGCGAUCUGUCCACAGCGUGGUCAACCACACACCAGCACACAUGCUCAAGGAGAUCAUCCUGGUGGACGACAACAGCGACAGUGUGGAGCUGAAAUUCAACUUGGACCAGUAUGUGAACAAACGCUACCCGGGCCUGGUGAAGAUUGUGAGGAACAGCAAGCGGGAGGGCCUGAUCCGAGCCAGAAUACACGGCUGGAACGCCGCCACGGCUCCUGUGGUCGGCUUCUUUGAUGCCCAUGUCGAGUUCAACACUGGCUGGGCUGAACCUAUUCUGACCCGGAUGAAGGAGGAUCACACCCGCAUCAUCCUGCCCGCCAUAGACAACAUCAAGUACAACACGUUUGAGGUGCAGCAGUACGCCAACGCCGCCCACGGCUACAACUGGGGACUGUGGUGCAUGUACAUCAUCCCGCCGCAGGAGUGGCUGGACAAGGGCGAUGAGACAGCCCCUAUCAGAACUCCAGCUAUGAUUGGCUGCUCCUUCGUGGUGGACCGGGAGUACUUUGGUGAGAUCGGUCUGCUGGAUCCGGGAAUGGAGGUCUACGGAGGAGAGAACAUCGAGCUGGGCAUGCGGGUGUGGCAGUGCGGAGGGAGUAUGGAGGUCCUGCCAUGUGCCAGAGUGGCCCACAUCGAGCGCACCAAGAAGCCCUACAACAAUGACAUCGAUUACUACGCUAAGCGCAAUGCCCUGCGCGCGGCUGAGGUGUGGAUGGAUGAAUACAAAUCCCAUGUCUACAUGGCCUGGAACAUUCCCAUGAAUAACCCGGGGGUGGAUUUCGGAGACGUGUCAGAGCGCUUGGCCUUAAGGAAGAGGCUGCAGUGUCGGAGUUUCCGCUGGUACCUUGAGCACGUCUACCCAGAGAUGCGCAUCUAUAACAACACCAUCACAUAUGGAGAGGUGAGGAACAGCAAGGCCAGUGGAUACUGCCUGGACCAGGGCUCUGAGGACGACGACAAAGCUAUCCUCUACCCCUGCCACGGCAUGUCCUCCCAGCUGGCCCGCUACUCGACUGAGGGGCUCCUCCAGCUUGGACCCCUGGGGUCCACCACCUUCUUGCCUGACACGAAAUGCCUGGUUGAUGACGGCAGGGGACGCUCUCCCAGUCUGAAAAAAUGUGAUGUAGUUUCAAGAGCUUCCCAGAGGCUGUGGGACUUCACACAGAAUGGGCCAAUCAUCAGCAGGGACACUGGUCGGUGCUUGGAGGUAGAAAUGUCCAAAGAUGCCAACUUUGGCCUUCGCCUGGUGGUCCAGAGAUGCUCUGGUCAGAAGUGGAUGAUACGAAACUGGAUCAAGCAUCCCAGGCACUGAAGCCAGAGAAGAACCUCUGAGACAGCUUGGGCACUGUUUCAAGUUGCAUUUGGAGCUCAAACUGUGGACGGAGAGGAGAGGAGCAGGGACUGCCGGUGCCAGUCUGUGGUAUUUCACACCACAGACUGCACCGCACACACUGAGCUUCCCUCAGGCCACGGAAAGAAGAAUAUGAUCAAUUCUUGUGUUCCACGAAAAGCUGUGUGUUCUCAGAGACCUUACAGCGAGCUGCACUGUUCGAGACGGCCCAGGAUCCUGACAUUCAGCCACAUGUAUAGAACAGAGUAAGGAAACACCUGAGUGCCGCCCCUGAAGGUGGUUCAAAGUCCUCGUGAUACUUUUGUUUUUAACUGUAAAACUUCUGAUGGGAGAGGGAGUGCGCGUGUAUGUGUGCGUGUGUCUUCUUUUCUGAGUGCAUCUGAGCAAAUCAAAAGAUGUAAUUGCCGUCCAUCGCCACAUCACAGUGAUUAUUUUGGGCUGUGAUUUGGAAAAUUGCUUUGGACAUAUUGUGCUGCCUUGGCAAGUCAUGUAACAAGCUUCAGAGGGGCUACCCAUCACCUGAUCUGGAGGCGUUUCACCGUCACUUACACAAACCACGACAGUUCUUUGUUUCUUUGGACUGUGUUGCUCACUGCGGACCGGAGCAAUCAUGUGCCUUUUUCCUCAUUUUUCUGCUUCAUCUGACCAGGGAAUGUCAGUCCCCAAAAAAGCAUGUACAAAAUUAUUUGAAAGUUAUUAAUAUAUAAAACAUAAUGUAUAAAACAGUCUAAUGACAGUAAUAUAUUGUAAAAAGUGAAAUAUUGAUAUCCGUCCUCUGAUAACAAUUAGGGUAAUAAAAUCAUUUUUAUGAUGAA
Hippoglossus stenolepis (Pacific halibut) is the source of this 3084-nucleotide messenger RNA. RefSeq names its product polypeptide N-acetylgalactosaminyltransferase 9 (gene galnt9). The record is from RefSeq and is a predicted model, not a curated record. Gene Ontology annotation, cellular component: Golgi apparatus. Bases 416 to 2230 code for a protein of 604 amino acids. NCBI's taxonomy places the organism in Eukaryota, Metazoa, Chordata, Actinopteri, Pleuronectiformes, Pleuronectidae. The transcript is spliced from 11 exons.